This is a messenger RNA of Schistosoma intercalatum, 1314 nucleotides long. NCBI's taxonomy places the organism in Eukaryota, Metazoa, Platyhelminthes, Trematoda, Strigeidida, Schistosomatidae. The record is from the annotation of a GenBank genome assembly.
CUUUGUUGCAGCCCAUUCCAAACUACACUACCAACUCAUAGUCUCGAUUAAUAAAUUGUAAUAAUCUUACACUUGUGUUGUUACAGACCGCUUUAAAUUAAUUACCUCACUAAACGUUCUCUAGGGAUAACUGCACCUAACAUUUCACCACCACAAAAAUUACGUUAAAGCUAGAGAAAAACAUACUAGAGGUGAUAUGACUGAAUUGGCUGACAAGAAAUGUGAUGAAACACAAUUAAGUGAGAGAUCAGGUAUUUUUCAGCCUUUGGAUUAUUCGUUUCUGAAUAUAAAAAACGUAUCAGAUUUAACUGUGUGUUGUCCGAGAAUCAUACCUAGUAGCAAUUCGGUCAUUAAAAAGGAUAUAAAUGAAAAAUGGGUUACUCGUACUCUGAAAAUAAAUAACAACCAAAUAGAGGACAUUUCUACGCUACCUGUUGUGGUUCAUGAGCUUUUCGGAGACACGUCCAACUUAACGUGGUUAGAUAUAUCUUGUAACAACAUACCCAGUAUUCCAAAUUCUUUUAGUAGUCUUAAACACCUGAAAAUCAUCUAUAUGCAUGGAAAUAAAAUAGCAACACUCCAGGAAGUGAUAAAACUCAGACAGUUACCGAAGCUCACGAAACUUACGUUACAUGGGAACCCCAUCGAGAAGGAGAAGAACAUACGUCCCAACUCUCAUUGCGACAUCAUCAAGUCAAUUAUGUGGCUUUUGGCCAAGUAUCAUGAUACAUUUUCUAUGCUAAAAAUAGCCUCUUAUAAGCACUUAAGGGCUCGAAACAAGCCCUUGAAUUCCGUAGUACAAAUUCUUGUUGUGAAUGGUUUACAUAAGUGUGAAAUGAGGGAACUAAAAAUACAGUAAUUUGAGAGGGGCUGUGCUUUCCGUACUCUUGAGAAAUAGAGUAGGCAGGCUUAUCUUGAGGAAAAUCACAACAAAUUUGUUACAAUGUGGAGAUAACUCCUUUUGGCAUCAUAUAUACUGUGACGACGAUCAUGGUCAAAAGAAUCGUUCACUAAAACACACGCACGAUACAAACACUAAAAAUUGACAUUGCAGUUUGAGGAUUACAUGAUAGUAGAUAUGGACAUAGACUUCCUAAAAGUAUAAGAAGAAGAACAAACUAAAUUUCCUUUGCAUGUUUGCGAUGUGAUAUACGACUUGGAAAUUAUUAUUAAUAAAAUGGCAGUACUUUUUAUGAUCGGAGCAUCAUGUUUGCAGUGGUGAAGAAACCUUUAUUGGAAUCCGAUAAACCUUAGGAUUGUCAACAUUUUACAUGGUAAAUUUCAUUCAGUUCAAUGUUUUUUUCUUUCUGCAGG